AUGGAGCGGGAGCCGGCGGCGGCCGAGGAGCCGGAGCUCCCGUGGCGGCGGCGGAGGCGGCGGCGGCGGCGGCGGCGGCGCCGGGAGGGCAGGACGCGCACGGUGCGCUCCAACCUGCUGCCGCCCCCGGGCGCCGAGGACUCCGCGGCGGGUGCGGCCAAGGGCGAGCGGCGGCCGCGGCGGCGGCUGCGCGGGUGUGGCCAGCACCUGGCCGACAACAGGCUGAAGACCACCAAGUACACGCUGCUGUCCUUCCUGCCCAAGAACCUGUUCGAGCAGUUCCACCGCCUGGCCAACGUCUACUUCGUCUUCAUCGCGCUGCUCAACUUCGUGCCGGCCGUGAACGCCUUCCAGCCCGGCCUGGCGCUGGCGCCCGUGCUCUUCAUCCUGGCGGUCACGGCCUUCAAGGACCUGUGGGAGGACUACAGCCGCCACCGCUCCGACCACGAGAUCAACCACCUGGGCUGCCUGGUCUUCAGCAGGGAAGAGAAGAAGUACGUGAACCGAUUCUGGAAAGAAAUCCACGUGGGAGACUUUGUGCAACUUCGCUGCAAUGAGAUCAUCCCUGCGGACAUUCUGUUGCUCUCGUCCAGUGACCCGGAUGGGCUAUGCCACAUUGAGACCGCCAACCUGGACGGAGAGACCAACCUGAAGCGGCGGCAGGUGGUGCGCGGCUUCUCGGAGCUGGUCUCCGAAUUCAAUCCUUUGACCUUCACCAGCGUAAUCGAGUGUGAGAAGCCAAACAAUAACCUGUCUAGGUUUCAUGGUUGCAUCAUUCACAACAAUGGGAAGAAGGCCGCACUGUAUAAAGAAAACCUGCUGCUACGAGGCUGCACCAUCAGGAACACAGAGGCGGUGGUGGGCAUUGUCAUCUAUGCAGGACAUGAAACCAAAGCUCUGCUGAACAACAGUGGACCCCGCUACAAGCGCAGCCAGCUUGAGAGGCAGAUGAACUGCGAUGUGCUCUGGUGUGUCCUUCUCCUCAUUUGUAUGUCUCUGUUUUCAGCGGUCGGCCAUGGAUUGUGGAUACAGCGGUAUCAAGAGAAGAAAGCACUGUUUGAUGUCCCUGAGUCUGAUGGCAGCGCCUUGUCCCCAGUCACAGCUGCGGUUUACUCAUUUUUGACAAUGAUAAUAGUUCUGCAGGUUUUGAUCCCAAUUUCCUUGUACGUUUCCAUUGAAAUUGUUAAGGUGUGCCAAGUAUACUUCAUUAACCAGGACAUAGAGUUGUACGACGAAGAGACAGACUCACAGCUGCAAUGCCGAGCUCUGAAUAUCACAGAAGACUUGGGGCAAAUACAGUAUAUCUUCUCAGAUAAAACUGGCACUUUAACGGAGAAUAAGAUGGUUUUCCGAAGAUGCACUGUGUCGGGCAUAGAGUAUUCCCAUGAUGCAAAUGCCCAGCGCCUGGCCAAAUACCAGGAAGCAGACUCAGAGGAGGAGGAAGUGGUACCCAGAGGGAGCACAGUGUCGCAGCGUGGAAGCAUUGGAAGCCACCAGAGCAUCCGGAUAAUGAGCAGGAGCCAGAGCACCAGGUCCCACCGGCGCACGGGCAGCCGGGCCGAGGCCAGGAGGGCCAGCAUCCUGUCCAAGCAUACGGCCUUCAGCAGCCCCAUGGAGAAAGACAUUACGCCCGACCCGAAGCUGUUUGAGAAGGUGAGCGAGUGUGACAGGUGCCUGGCUAUCUCGAGACACCAGGAGCACCCACUCGCUCACCUCUCCCCGGAGCUGUCCGAUGUGUUCGACUUCUUCAUCGCGCUGACCGUGUGCAACACAGUAGUCGUCACAGCCCCAGAUCAGCCCAGGCAAAAGGUGAGGGUGCGGUUUGAGCUGAAGUCCCCCGUGAAGACGAUAGAAGACUUCCUGCGGAGAUUCACUCCCAGCCGCCUGACCUCAGGCUGCAGCAGCAUUGGGAGCCUGGCCACCAACAAGUCCAACCACAAAUCAAACCCCAACUUCCUGCCCAACCUGCCCAACGACAGCACGCUCCUCGGGCUGGAGGAGAAGCUGGACCAGACCGAACCAACCAUUGCCAGCAAUGGCUUCAGCACACAGUCGGACUGCUGGGCCCCAGAGCAAGCCCAGGAGCAGAAACAGGUGUCGGAGGUGCAGCAGGAGCGGGAGCUGCGGUAUGAGGCGGAGAGCCCGGAUGAGGCGGCCCUGGUGUAUGCGGCCAGGGCCUACAACUGCGCACUUGUGGACCGGCUGCACGACCAGGUGUCUGUGGAGCUGCCCCAUCUGGGCAGGCUCACCUUUGAGCUCCUGCACACACUGGGCUUCGACUCCAUCCGCAAGAGGAUGUCGGUGGUGAUCCGGCACCCGCUCACUGACGAGAUCAAUGUCUACACCAAGGGGGCCGAUUCAGUGGUCAUGGAUCUCCUGCUGCCCUGCUCCUCAGAUGACGCCAGAGGAAGGCAUCAAAAGAAGAUCCGAAGCAAAACGCAGAAUUACCUCAACCUGUAUGCAGUGGAAGGCCUGCGCACCUUGUGCAUUGCCAAGCGGGUUCUCAGCAAAGAAGAGUAUGCCUGUUGGUUACAGAGCCACUUAGAAGCAGAAUCUUCUGUGGACAACCGUGAGGAACUCCUCUUCCAGUCUGCCUUGCGCCUGGAGACAAAUCUGCACCUGCUAGGUGCCACUGGGAUUGAAGACCGCCUGCAGGAAGGAGUCCCCGAAACCAUCACUAAAUUGCGUCAAGCAGGCCUGCAGAUUUGGGUUCUCUCUGGUGACAAGCAAGAAACAGCCAUUAACGUUGCAUAUGCCUGCAAACUGCUGGAUCAUGGCGAGGAGAUCAUCACCCUGAAUGCCGAGUCCCAGGAAGCAUGUGCCGCCCUGCUGGACCAGUGCCUGCAGUAUGUGCAGUCCCGGGGCAUCUGCAGCACCCCUGAGAAGACAGAAGGCAACGUGAGCGUAGGGUUUGCCCCUCUCUCCUCAACCUCCGUGUCCACUGCUGCCACCCCCAGUCCGUGCCUCGUGAUCGAUGGGAGGAGUCUAGCCUAUGCCUUGGAGAAAAACCUGGAGGACAGAUUUCUCAUCCUUGCCAAGCAAUGUCGCUCGGUCCUCUGCUGUCGGUCAACCCCUCUGCAGAAGAGCAUGGUGGUGAAGCUGGUCAGAAGCAAGCUCAAGGCCAUGACUUUGGCCAUAGGUGAUGGAGCCAAUGAUGUCAGCAUGAUCCAGGUGGCAGAUGUGGGUGUAGGAAUCUCAGGCCAGGAAGGCAUGCAGGCAGUGAUGGCCAGCGACUUUGCAGUGCCAAGAUUCCGAUACCUGGAGAGACUCUUAAUUGUUCACGGACAUUGGUGCUAUUCCCGUCUUGCUAACAUGGUGCUGUAUUUCUUCUACAAAAACACAAUGUUCGUGGGCCUCCUGUUUUGGUUCCAGUUUUAUUGUGGUUUCUCUGCAUCUGCCAUGAUUGACCAGUGGUAUCUAAUCUUCUUUAACCUGCUCUUCUCAUCGCUUCCCCAGCUUGUGACUGGGGUGCUAGACAAGGAUGUGCCGGCCAGGGUGCUGCUGUCUGAGCCGCAGCUCUACAGGAGUGGCCAGAACAUGGAGGAAUAUCGGCCAUGUACGUUCUGGUUAAACAUGGCAGACGCUGCCUUCCAGAGCCUGGUUUGCUUCUUCAUUCCUUACCUGGCCUAUUACGACUCAGAAGUGGACAUGUUUACCUGGGGGACCCCCAUCACAGCCAUCGCGCUGUUCACCUUCCUGCUGCACCUGGGCAUUGAAACCAAAACCUGGACCUGGCUCAACUGGAUAACGUGUGGCUUCAGUAUCCUUUUAUUCUUCUCCGUGGCCUUGGUGUACAAUGCAUCUUGUGCGACGUGCUAUCCUCCAUCUAACCCAUAUUGGACCAUGCAGACAUUACUGGGCGACCCCCUAUUUUACUUGACUUGCCUCGUAGCCCCUGUCGCUGCGCUACUGCCCAGAUUGUUUUUCAAAGCCCUCCAGGGGAGUCUUUUCCCUACCCCACUUCAGCUGGGACGUCAGUCAGCCAAGAAGACCCCCAAGAAGCUCAGCACUUCCAAAGGGAACCUUGCUCAGGAGCCCCUCCCAAGAGACCAGAGAACUGAGGACUCAGAAGAGAGGACCAUCGGCCCUUCCGAGUCUCUCUCUGGGGACUUUGCCUCCCAGGCUUCAUGGCACACACCACAGCUGGCCUGUUCCCCAGAGGCCAGUGGGGAGCCCAGCGCGGUGGAUAUGAGUGUGCCCGUGAGGGAGGACCCCCUUCCGGAGGGGCUGAGUGCUCAGCCCCCAGAGUCUUCCACACCAGGACAGGCUAUGCCAGCAGACUGUCCUGGGGACUCCAAGAGGAAACCCAGCAGUACGGGCAGGGCAGCCCCCCUGUCGUCCCUCUUCAACCUGCCCAACUUCAGCUCCCUCAACUGGAUCUCCUCCCUGUCUCUGGUCAGUGGGCUGGGCAGUGUCUUGCAGUUCUCCCGAAGUGGUUUGCAGAUGGACAAGCGGGACGGCGAGUUCCUGUCCAGACCUCCACAGCCAGAUCAAGACCUGCAUGACUUACGGGGACACGCCACGGACUACUUCUAGGAGCACCUUCCAGUGACCACGGUGACUGCGGUCACACUGAAAACCUUGAAAUGGCCCUUUUUUAUAUAUAUGACAUAGAUGUGAAUAUUAUUUAUGUUUAUUAUUUGCACAGAAGAGUUCUAGGAAGAUGUAUUUUUUAAAUGUUUCCAAGGCUAACACAGGAAACGAGAGGUACCAAAGAAAGUUUAUUUUUUGAAGUUCUACGUAGAGUAUAUUGAGAAGAGAAAUAAGAGCUUUAACAUAUAUAAAAGUUUCAGGAAGAGUGACACUUGAGAAGUGUGUUUAGAUUUAUUUUUUCAUCUCAUUUUGUAAGAAGAGGCAAUAUGAUUGUUUUUAUCAGCAAGCAUGACCUUUUUUCUCCCCGAAUUUAAGUGUGUGAUUGAAUUCAGUGAACUUCAGAUGGGUGUCAGUGGGACAGAGGGAUCAAUGUCAGAGGGGAGAGUGUUGGGCCCCCAAGGCAGAUUCGCCCACUGGCUUCCAAUCCCACCAACAUGGGAGGGCUGGGGCUCCCCUUCACCCAGAAAAGGGAAAGUGAGACCUGAAGAGGAAUUCAUGUGUGCAGUUCAAUCCGGUGCCCGAUUCUAUGCAGGUAUUUCACGAAGAUCACCUUGUAGGUAUGACAGCCCCUCUGCAGCAUUUUGCCUGUUAAAAUCAUAAGCAAUAAACAACCUUCACCUUGCAAAGAGCAUGUCCAGUAGUUGCCACUGUUUUGUGAAGUUGUGACCUCAUGGAGUGUUCUGAAUACUGCAGGGUAAUUCUUCGUGGCAAGUGCUUUAGAUGCUACGAAGACAAGAUUCAGUGCAUCUAAGCCACAAUGCCCAUACCACCCAUCACACCACACUCCAUGCACCAGGCUUCCAGACCAACCAGACCCUUCUCACCAAGAAGCUAGGAUUUUUCAGGAAUUAUCUUCAGGCCCUUUGUCUAAUGAGCCACGAUUUCUGUCCCUCUAAAAAGAGAAAAGGAAAAUCUGAAAUGAUACAAAUCAGACAAUUACAUGCAAUUAUUCUCUGAGUUCUCUUUAUAUUUUGUCAAACCAAUAAGUCACCUGCUGUGCUCAGCAUUGGGAAUAUGAAGUUAGUAGGGUGUGGUCUCUUCUAUGUGGGACUUAUGGUUCCUGCAGGAACCUCUUCCUGAAAACAGCAAUGCAGAAGGGGCUAAGGACCUGAGGACAAACUCGUGAGCAUAGCAUACAUGGUCAGAAUGGCUGGUUAUUCAAUGAAUGUGACCCACUGCAAGUAACAAAAAGUGUACCUCCUUCUGGUCAAACAAAGGAAAGACACAAACUCCCUGUCUGCAAGCCCAGGAAGAGGGUGGGCUUCAGGCUGAUUGGACUCAACAACACAGAUCCAACAUGCGAUAUUUUGAGUGUGUCCCCCAAAAUUCCUUUAUUUGAAACUUAACCCCCAAUCAGCAGUCUUGGCAGGUGGGCCCUCUGGGGAGGUGUUUAGGCCAUGAAGGCUCUGCCCUUGUGGAUGAAUUCAUCCUGCUAUAAAAUAGGGCUUGUGGGAGUCAUUUCACGCUGUUGCCCUUCCAUCUGCUGCCAUGUGAGGUGGCCGCAAGAAGACUCUCGCAAGAUACAGGUGCCUUGAUCUUGGACCUCUCAGCCUCUAGAAACAUGAGGCAAUAAAGUUCUGUUCCUAUUAUCCAGUCUCAGGAGUUCUGUUACAGCAUCACAAAAAGAUUAGGACCCAAGGCUUGUUUUCACUUAGCUUUCUGAGAAGACUCUCCACUUAGUGAUGCAAUGGCUGGAGGAGUCACCCCACACUACACAGAGGGGAGAGAAGGCACCUCUUCCACACCCCAGGUAGAGCCCUGUUUUCCUCAACCUCCUCCUGCAUGGGCUGCACAAUGGUCUCACAAAUUACCAGCAAAUGGCAAGGAAUAUUCUGAGCAGGGUUUCCUGUUGCAGUUGGGAGACAGGUCUGCUUCUCUCAAAGUGCCUAGGUUGCAUGAGUGCAUGCCCGGAGGAAUGUCUAAGUCAUGUCAAAUGGGGAGGCAGAGGGGAGUGGGAAGCAGCUUCCACAGUCAGCACACCAGCCUGAAGGUGACCACUGGCCCAAUCCUUCCUCCUCCAAGCCUGAUGCCACCUCAUCUGUACUUGGAGCAGCCAGUAUGAAAAGAAUGUCAUGGGAAGGUACACAAUGCUACUGUUUUCUGAAUUAAGGGGAUAAUUGUUAGCACAAAGAACAAGAAGACCUAAAAGCAUAUUUACCUGAGUAACUGAGACUUUAAAAUGCCUCAGCCUCCAGGUUGCUCUGUACUCACCACUUACCUGCUCUCCAAGGAACACUCUUCUGUAGAUACUUCCUCUUGGGCAAUAGAAUGAUCCAAGUGGUGGCGCUGGGAAUGUGCACACUGAAGCCACUUUAGAAAAAUAAACAUUGUAAAUGGCCUCAGCAGGUGGCUGCUCUUCAAGGUGAGGAACAGUCAUGAAAACCUGCAGUCCUCACAAUGAACUGAUCUCAGAUAAGCACUGGGUGAACUAUGUUAGCAACUUCUAAUAAAUCUAUAAAAAUAGGAAGGCCAACUCUGCUAAGCAACAAAAUAGCUGGACUAGUUAUUUGACAAUUACAUUACAUGUCUAUUUCAAAGUCAAAAUCAAUUGAUUUUAAGUUCUCAGACGUUGUAUAGUGUAUUCACCUGGUAUUCCUGGCACUGAACACAAUCUAGCAGUUGGAAUGCAGUCAGUGAGUGAUGAAUCAAAAAACAAAUGAUAAUAGUGAAACACUCAAGAUAUUUGUGUUAAAAUCAGAGAUAAAGUUGCUUGUUACAACAAUUAAUAUUAUGGAAUUUCUGACUAAUGCAAUAAGACAAAUUUUUUAAAAGAAUGAAAAUUUGAAUGGUAGAGACCAAAUUACCACUACUUACACAUGAUAUUAAAUACCAGAACAAUUCAAAUGAAUAAAAGGCUCUUUGAACUAAUAAGAUGAGGAAAUACAUUGGCUCAUAAUGAGUAAAACAAAUCACAUCUUUUCUACAGAGCAAUGAAAGCCAGUCAGAUACCAUAAUGGGGUAGAAAAAGAUUUCAUUCACCAACAUAACAUCAACAGUUACCAAACUUAAAAUGCUAGAGAACAAUCUUAGUAAGUAUAAAGACAAUUCCCGGAGUUAAGGAAGAUGUUAACCAAAGUCUUAACCAUAAAGGCAUGUCUUGUUCCUAGGUUAGAAAUACUAUAUGGGUGCUAUUUUCAAGACACAAAUCUUUGUAGUCCUUUUUAUUUUUGUUUCCUUUGUUUAGGUAUUUCCAAAAUUAAUAAAAUGAUUCUACCCCCAUCAUGUAGUAUGAGAGUAUUUCAAAAAUUCAUAAAAAAUGGAAUUGAAAAAUAUAUUUAUUUUGAUUAAAAAAUGUGACAUCUAUGCAUAAUUUUUUCGUGAUUCAUAUUUUCAUGAACUUUUUGAAGACCCCUUGUAUAUGCUGACCUUGGUGGUAAUAAGUACCCCAUGCUAUUAAAUAAUG
Molecule: messenger RNA, 7996 nt
Organism: Lepus europaeus (European hare)
Lineage: Eukaryota; Metazoa; Chordata; Mammalia; Lagomorpha; Leporidae
Gene: ATP10A
Product: ATPase phospholipid transporting 10A (putative)
Exons: 21
Coding region: 1-4536 (1511 amino acids)
Biological process (GO): phospholipid translocation
Cellular component (GO): plasma membrane
Molecular function (GO): ATPase-coupled intramembrane lipid carrier activity; magnesium ion binding; ATP binding
Source: RefSeq, a predicted model, not a curated record